CCUAUAUAAAACGCACACUCGUCAUCGGCAACAGCACACAGUCACCAGUCACCAGAGUCCACAACGAAGCAAGUGUGAUCUAGCCACUCCCUGCAUCCUGCUGUGAGUAAUGACGACCAUGGUUGCCUUGAGCUCCUUCGCCGGUGCCACCGUCGUUGUCCGCCCCGCCUCCUGGUCUCCGGCGCUGACGCGUCAGCGCGCCCUCCUCGUCAGGGCGCAGACCGAGCCGGAUAUCGAGCCGACCAAGGAGACGACGAGCGCGUCGACAUCCUCCCCAACCCCAACCCCAAGCCCGGUGGCGCCCAAGCCCAAGCCCAAGGCUAACCCCUCGGUGUGGGACGCGCUCGCGUUCAGCGGCCCAGCGCCGGAGCGCAUCAACGGCCGGCUCGCUAUGGUGGGCUUCGUGGCGGCGCUCUCCGUCGAGGCAGCGCGCGGCGGCGGGCUACUCGACCAGGCCGGCAGCGGCGCCGGGUUGGGAUGGUUCCUGACGACCGCAGCGGUGUUCUCGGUGGCGUCGCUGGUGCCGCUCCUUCAGGGACAGAGCGUGGAGAGCAAGUCCAGCGGCGUAUGGAGCGCCGACGCCGAGCUAUGGAACGGCCGCUUCGCCAUGCUCGGCCUCGUCGCACUCGCCAUCACCGAGUUCAUCACCGGCACGCCCUUCGUCAACGUCUGAAACUAGCUAGUGUAGUGCAGUACGCUUGCACGUGCAUGUACAUAUUUGUUGGUCAUGCUGAGGAACUAGGACUACGGACUCUGACGUUCUGUAAGCCUUAUCAUUAGCUUGUCUUUCUUGGUGAUGAUGUCUUGGAGCCUACAAUUAAUGCAGGAAUGAAUCGCGUUCAUGCUAA
This is a messenger RNA of Aegilops tauschii subsp. strangulata, 848 nucleotides long. Its product is annotated as high molecular mass early light-inducible protein HV58, chloroplastic. Lineage: Eukaryota; Viridiplantae; Streptophyta; Magnoliopsida; Poales; Poaceae. The record is from RefSeq and is a predicted model, not a curated record.